AUGCCCCCACUCCAUCUCGGCAUCCCGGAGCGCGCCAGUUUGAUUCGCGGCCGAGAGGGCAGCAGCGGUUUUGUUGGGGAGGAAGAACUAGUGAUGAUAACGUCGGAACUAGUUAAAGUUGGUCUCGGUUGGAACCCUGGCAAAACGGGGCAAGGCAAGGAAAAGCUCGACGCUACCUCAACAAUUUCGGCUGCACGAGACAGGGCUAGUCAGGUUGGCCGACGUCGACCUGCGUCCCGUCUCGUCUUCCGUUUUGGGCCGCAUAUGAAAGUAUGUAAUUUGCACAGAUUAUUCAUGGAAGCAAAAGUUGCAAGGGCGAAAUGGCCAAGCUCAUUCGCCUAUAACGCUGCAGAAACCACCGACUUGAACAAUAAGCGCGCUCUGUCGGCUGUGGGCAGCAUCCCAGUUCUCAUGCCCGAGUCAAGCGCAGCCAUCAAGGCUCCCAUUGUUGACAUGGGUGACGGCUCGCGUGAGCUUGUAUUCUCAGGCUCGUUUUCCGAGCCACAGGGCAGAGCAUACGACGAGCUUCUAUUCUCGGCCUCUUCUUCAGGCAGCAUACGACUAGCUUCUAUUCUCGGCCUUACCUUCAAGCAUAAGCUUCUUUCCCGGCCUCGCCUUCAAGCGUGGGCUUCUAUUCUCGGCCUCACCUUCAGGCGGAAGCUUCUUUUCGGCAUCACCUUCAAGCAUAAGCUUCUUUCCCGGCCUCGCCUUCAAGCCCACGGUCACCCAUCUUCCGGCAACAACUUGCGUCAGCUGAGUUAUCGAGGCAACAGCGACUCGAAGCCUGGUAAGCCUGGGAAGACUCCCAAACCGCCCAAGGGUUCCAAGCCGCCCGGAAAGAAGGUCGGCUACAAGAAGAACAUCGACAGACUUCCCAAGUUUGAGCUGCCAGAAGAGCCCUUGGUCACCUACCGUGGCGAGACGCGCGAUGCCGCUGCCAUCGAAGCAGCCGAGGGCUUUUUCCCGCGCGCCCCUACCCGCGCCAUCACCGCCGCUGAGACCGAGGCCGGCAGCAGCAUCUACUCCCACGUCGCGGUCAAGGUCGCCAAAGAGUACACCAAGUACGUGUCGACGUCCAUGGACCCGGCCGCCGCCAGUGACUUUGGCCGCUCCACCGGGUUCGUCUACGUGGUCGCGCCAGACGAGAAGAUGAUCAACGUCCCCAAGACUCUGGGCGAGUACCUGUCCGUUGACUUUGCCAAGGAAUCGGAACUGGCCGCCGCCGGCCAGAUUCCGUUUGACCAAAUCCGGGGUUGGAUCAAGAAGAGCACAGACCUUCGACCGGGUGACUGGCUCACGCUGCGGGAGCACGGCCACAAGCUCAACGGGAAGCCGCUCACAGAGGAGCUCAAGAAGGACCUUGGCCGCGCCAUGUCCGAAGCAUACGUCCCGAACCCGAAAUACAAUGCCGCGAAGUACGACAAGACGCGCGCGAGCGGGGGGCGGCCGGAGCUGGCCGGGUUUCCCCAGGAUAGCCCGGCGUGGCAGAAGGCGCCUUGGAAGCAGUACAAGGGCAAGAAGACGUCGGAGAGCCUCCAGGCCUUUGUGAGCGAAGGGGUCUGCGCCAAGGCGGAGGCGUGCGUCAAGGCGCAGCUGACGUCCAAGGCCGGUGAGGCCGGCGUGCCGAACGCGUACGAGGACUUGGAUCCGCUGUGCAAGGAAACGGAUCUCAGGAAGAGAGACGUGGCUUGCCGACUGGAAGCUGACGAGGAAGAUCCGGCGGAGGCCGGUCAAAUAGAAGGAGAGACAGUAGCCACAGAGCCCGAAGGCAUCAAGGAGCCUGGAUCGGCAGAAGAAGGUCUCGGCGGUGGUUCAACAGAGACGGCAGUCGAGAAGGUGGCCCAGAAGACUUCAGAUGAAGUGUUUGAAGACCUCUUCACCUCUCGCAAGCUGAGUCAAAAGGCCGCCGAGUGGGGGCUCAAGAUCCAAGACGCACGCACCCGGGUCCUCGGCUACAAGCCACUCACACCACAGUCGCCGCACUUUUCGAUUUCCAAGGUUGGGCUAGCUCUUGAGGGUGCCGGUCUCGUGGCCUGGGGUGCCGGCGUCGUCACCGCCUUUGCUACCAACACGACGGGCUGGGAGCGGGCCGCAGCCGUGACCGGCAUCGUCCCCUUUGUCGGGUGCGGCUUCAACAUCAUUGCCGAGUCCCAGAGCAAGGCAGGCAUCGAUCCCAUUGACCAGAUGAUGUGCAUCACGGCCGACAUCCUUCUCCUCACCCCGCUGGCGCCGUUUGCCUUUGCGGUCCAAGUCUUCCGCGUCGCCGCCGGCCUGCUCAAGGCCGACGCGGUGCCCAAGCCCGAGGAAGCGCAGGCGACGCGCGACGCGGCCUGGAGCAAGGUCCUCGACGACACCGUCUACACGUACUACUACUCGGCGGACAAGCUGGCGAGCAACAGAAAGUUCCGGGACAAGCUCAACGGCACCCUGUACGCGGAGAGCAUGGCGGUUGUGUCCGAUGCCGCGGACCUCAUUGCGGCCGCCAACGCGACGGUGCAGGCUUCGGCCGCCAAGGGCGGAGACCAGGCGCAGAUUCGCGCCGUCAUGCUCAACGUCACCGACCAGAUCAAGGCGCAGAUCUCGCCCAAGAUUGUCGCCAAGCAGCGCGAGUUUCUCCUGCAGCUGCCGGAGCUGAUCAAGAAGGGCACCGAUCUCUCGGUGAACAAGAUGGCGGAGCAGUACAACAGUGAAACCGUGACAAACCUCUUGUCGCCAGAAGUAGUGCACCACUACACGCCACUAGUGCCGGCGGUACCGGGCGACGCAGCGAGCGAUCUGGAGCCGUCCGUGCGCCGCGAGCUCGGCGUCGUCGUCGAGCAUCUCAAGAAGACGCCGCUGCCGCUGCCGAAGCUGUUUGACGUGGCGUACGUGCUCGGGCAGUCCAAGGGCCUGCUGGACAUUGACCCGCUGACGCUGAACCCGGGGGCGUUUAUCAAGUCGCGCGUUCCCACCAUGUCCCAGGACGACGUCGACUUUCACGCGCUGCACCACGCGCUGCAGAUCUCCUCGCUGCUGCGCGGCGCCACCACCGAGGAGAAGCUGUCCAAGCUCUGGCCGGCGGCGGCGGCCGGCGGCGCCGACGGCGCCAAGACGGUGCAGGAGCUGCAGCUGCUCCUGGCGCUCAAGUUUGGCCGCGUGUUUGACGCGCAAAAGGUGGCGGCGUCGGCGCAGCUGGCCGGCAAGGAGCAGGACGACAGGUUCAUGACGCACCCGAGCAUCCCGCCGCUCAAGAUUGCGCCCGAGUCCAUGGCGUACAUUGGCCUGAUCCUCGAGCUCGACGAGGCGCGCAUCAACGCCAUCCCCCGCCACAAGGAGAUUGUCGGCUUCAACGAGCUCGGCACCGACAAGAAGCUCAUCCUGGCCAUGCUGGAAAAGGCACAGGGCAUUUAUGCGGCUAGGCACAAUGAGACGACGGCUGCCCCGGUGAAGCCGGAGGGCCAGGCUGCCGCGGCUGCCCCUGUGAAGCCAGAGGGCCAGGCUGCCGCGGCUGCCUAA
Cordyceps militaris CM01 is the source of this 3495-nucleotide messenger RNA. Its product is annotated as Heat-labile enterotoxin, A chain. The transcript is spliced from 8 exons. NCBI's taxonomy places the organism in Eukaryota, Fungi, Ascomycota, Sordariomycetes, Hypocreales, Cordycipitaceae. Gene Ontology annotation, molecular function: toxin activity. The record is from RefSeq and is a predicted model, not a curated record. The coding region runs from base 1 to 3495 and encodes 1164 amino acids.